AGUAUUUAUAUUCAUAAAGCUAGACCACCAUGUCUUUAGCUGAACAAUCACAGAAGUGGUUUCCAACUCAUGUCCAAGUAACUGUUCUGCAAGCAACAGACCUUCAACCUAAGGGCAAGAAUGCCACCAAUGAUGCCUACACCAUCAUUCAGCUGGGCAAAGAGAAGUACUCUACAUCUGUGGCGGAGAAGACACUCAGCCCUGUGUGGAGAGAAGAAGCCUCAUUCGAACUGCCAGGUUUACUGUUAGAGGGCAACCCAGAGAUUUAUGAGCUAUGCCUCACCGUUAUGCAUAGGUCCCUAGUUGGCAUGGACAAGUUCCUGGGCCAGAAAACAAUCAACCUGAAUGAAAUUUUCGAUAACAAAGAGCGGAGAAAAACAGAUUGGUACACGCUUGACUCUCGGGCUGGGAAGAAGAGAAAAGAGCGAGGGAAGAUUCAGGUGAGUAUUCAGUUCAUGAGGAACAACAUGACAGCCAGCAUGUUUGAUCUCUCCAUGAAGGACAAGCCACGUUCGCCCUUCACCAAACUCAAGGACAAGGUGAGAGGUCGCAAACACGACGGCAUUCCCUCCGACACCUCGUCAGCUAUUCUGCCCCGAUCUGCCCUGAGCGAUGCUUACCCACACCCGGCCGGCCCAGGCCCGCAUCCUCACCAGAAACCCAUUCCAGAGCCCAGACCGAAACGCUCUCUGCUCGUAGGCACACAGAAACUCUCGGCAGCUCAUUCCAUGUCCGAUCUCAUCGGAACCCAUUUCAGACCCAAACUGGACUCCAUGAACUCCAUCGAAGAGACUGCUACUGGUUCACCCCACCGCCGGUCCCAGAGUGAGGUGCCAGGUUACCACGAAGAUGAGACGCACAGUGAUCCAUUCUCUGAUAUUGGAGACAAUAUGCCGCAAAAGUAUGCCACGCUGCCACGUAACCGCAACCCUUUUGAGGGUGACCAGGGGGCGCUGUGGAGCGGGUCCGAUCGGAAAGAGAAGAAAGAGAAGGUCAGUUUGUUGGAGCGAGUGACUGGAAAAAAAGAAGGGAGAAAAACGAGUAACGGCAGCAAAUCAGGGAGUUCCAGCGACCUUCGUUCUCCCAAUCCAUUCAGCACCGAACCAGUGGGCGAAACCAACCCUUUCCUUUCGCACUACAAAUCCAGUGACAAUAUGAAAAACCGCACCAGCAGUGAAGACCUCGCUCAGAAGCGCAGAACCUCUCCAGAGAAGAAAAGUGUAAGAGAACAUCUGAAAAUGAUGGACGUUUCCCAGAUGAGUAUGGCAGCCUACUCUGGUCUCUCCUUUGAGGAGGUGGUACAGGAGCUGAUCAAACAGAAGGAGGUGGUAAAGAAGAAAGACGCUCAUAUUCGUGAGCUGGAAGACUACAUUGACAACUUGCUGGUACGCGUGAUGGAGGAGACUCCAAGCAUCCUGCGGACCCCGUACGAACCCAAAAGAAAAGCAGGGAAAAUAUCAAAGAAAUAGAGGUGACCAUCUCAGCGGACACCAAGCACUUCUGUUCUAAGCAGUGGGUGUCAGAUAGAGUUCCAGAAAUCGUGGGGGAAAAGUGGAGUAACCAAAUCUUUAGGCAAAGAACACAGGGCAUAUUAGUGUAUCAGUAAUUUCAGCCUACGAGUUUAUUGAACCUGCAGUGAGAUUUGAGGCCGAAGCACUCAAACUAUUUGUUCAGAUGCCAAAACCUGUGAAAACUCGGAUCCAAGCACUAU
This is a messenger RNA of Chanos chanos (milkfish), 1711 nucleotides long. RefSeq names its product RAB11 family interacting protein 2 (class I) (gene rab11fip2). The record is from RefSeq and is a predicted model, not a curated record. The transcript has 5 exons. The coding region runs from base 30 to 1469 and encodes 479 amino acids. NCBI's taxonomy places the organism in Eukaryota, Metazoa, Chordata, Actinopteri, Gonorynchiformes, Chanidae. Gene Ontology annotation, molecular function: small GTPase binding. Gene Ontology annotation, cellular component: phagocytic cup; endosome. Gene Ontology annotation, biological process: regulated exocytosis.